GAUCAACUCAGGAAGUAAAUUGUAGAUAGAACUUGACCUAGACACAUGCCAUUCAAACUGAGUUCUUUCUAUAUUUAUUCACAUAAUGCAACAAAAUAUGUAACCUAUACACCAAUAAUUCAGUGUGACUUUGUGGGUAUUGCUUGUUCAAAUGGAUAUUAACUUGCUUUAUUGGAAAAACGAGGGAAAGGUGAAUAUCCCAUCCAUCAACGUCUAUGAGCAAUGAAUAACAUACAUCAUUCCUGUAGUAAGCAACAUUAUGCAUAUUUGGAAUGAUUGUUGAUCUGAAGUGUUGUUUCAAUGCAUGGACAUUAUUUUUCAGACGUUCCUCAGUCGACUACGCCUCUGGUUUAAUAUUCUUGACCCAAGUUCCUUGCUCAGCUCUGAUGUGAGUACCCAGAAAAUGUGACUUCUUAUGAAUUAUUUCAUUUUUUGUAAGCUCCACAUGUGACUCGAUUGUGGAGAGAACCGUUAGCUGAAUUUGAACUAGCCCUUGAACUAGCUCAUGACUCUCAGUUCCUUUACGUUCACACACGGCCAUAUUUCGAUGUUACAGCGCUUGUUUACAGAAUACAGCGAAGACCUGUGCUAAUUAGCUAUCUGUAGUGCUGAGCAAUUAGUGCUUUUUGAGGUCGGUUCGAUUAUAAAAGAAUAGUCAUGGUUUUCGGUUUAGAUUAUUAUUAAUUUUUUUGCAUUAAAUGAAUUGUGCAUUAUGUAGGUUGAAUGCUGUAACAACACAGAAUACAACAAUUAAUAAAAGACCCAUGAUGGUAGUGACUGCCCAUCAGUGGUGGAAAAAGUACCCAAUUGUCAUACUUGAGGAUAAAGUAAAGAUACCUUAAUAGAAAAUGACUCAAGUAGAAGUGAAAGUCACUCAGUAAAAUAGAACUUAAGUAAAGUCUAAAAGUAUUUGGUUUUAAAUAUACUUAAGUAUCAAAAGUAAAUGUAAUUGCUAAAAUAUACUUAAGUAUCAAAAGUAAAAGUAUAAAUAAUUAAAAGUUCUGUAUAUUAAGCAAACCACACGGCACCAUUUUCAAGUUUUUAUUUAUUUACGAAUAGCCAGGGGCACACGCCAACACUCAGACCAUAAUUUACAAAUGAAGCAUGUGUGUUUAGUGAGUCCGCCAGAUCAGAGGCAGUAGGGAUGACCGGAGAUGUUUUUGGGUGUCAGGGAAAACGUAUGGAGUAAGAAGUACAUUAUUUUCUUUAGGAAUGUAGUGAAGUAAAAGUAGUCAAAAAUAUAUAAAUAGUAAAGGAAAGUACAGAUACAAAAAAAAACUACUUAAGUAGUACUUUAAAGUAUUUCUCCUUAGGUACUUUACACCAUUGCUGCACAUUACUGCUUAUCACUUAUUAACAAUUAUUUAUUCACAUUACUUUACUUUAAUACAAUUUCAGUUGUGUAUAUUACAUUUGUUUUAUUAUUCAAAGUAAAUAUGGUAUACUUUUAUGACAGCUGAAUACCAACUAUCAAUCACUUAGAUAAUGUAUUUUCAGAUACCUCGCAAAGCAACGGCUGCUCUAGAUAUCACCUCACGAUCGCACAUUCUUCUCUUCAGUAGCAGGCGUAAAAUAAACACAUAAAAAGAAAAGGAGAGCCGCACACUAUGAGCUCAGAUGCAAUAUUUUUGUAACCAACGUUUCGACAGCCAAGCUGUCUUCAUCAGUCAAACACAAAAAGAAACACAGACCAUACAAGUAGAUGCGCAAUGGAAUAUGCGCUACACUAUGUAGAAUAUUGGCCUGUUGGAAACUACAACUCCCUUCUACAUUGCACAGUUCAGGCUGGAUCUGAUUUAUCUCUAGAGAAACGGCGAUGUGCGGAUUGAGCUCACAGAAAAAAACUGAAUGAAGUGGAAUUCACAUAAUUGAACCGACAUCGGUUUAAAAAACGAAAUUUCGGUUAAUCCCUCAGCAUUAGCUCUCUGCGUCUCCGAACACCUGUGUAAACCGGAAGACGGAUGCCAUAAACGUGUUGUUACUGAAAAAUACUUUCGGCUGCAACUGUGUUAAAACCAAUUAUGUAUAUAAACCUUGGAUUGCUGAUUCUAUGUUUUGGCCAUAGAGGCCUUGAAGCCGCUCCUCAGAAGGGCAGUCAUCCAUACGAAUGAUUGGAAUUCUACAGUAUUUCAUUUAAAUGUUUCAAGGACAAAAUUACAUGUAUAUAAAAAAAAUUGCUAUGGGAAAAUCGAGCUCUGAACCGCAUAGCUGUGCGCCUCCCAAAUUUUGUAACAAUGCAGAGGGUUCCGUAUAGCUCUGUAUAGCUCCGCAUUGACAUGACUGGUUGACGGUAGGUGGGGGCGGGAGGUCCUCUAUAAACACACUUACUUCCUUGACAACAGCUCUGCUCCGGGAAGCCAAGAAGUAUGAAUUCUCUGACUUCUGUGGAGGCCGCACCGCAAUCCGACGUCUGCAGUUGCUGUACAGCAUUUAUUGCUAUGCAGCCUCCUCAGAAGUCAGAGCAUUCAUACUUCUUGCGCUUUGCGGAUUAGAGCUGUUGUCAUGGUAAUUGUCAAGGAAGUGAGUUUGUGUUUAUACAGGACCUCGCGCCCCACCUACCGUCAACCAAUCAUGUCAAUGCGGAGCUAUACGGAGCCCUCCGCAUUGUUACCAAAUUUGGGAGGCGCACGGCGAUGCGGUACGGAGCUGGAUUUGGCCUCCACAGGCUCCGCAAUUGUAUCAACCCUCCGUACGGAGCCUCCGGAUUGUAUUGCCUGAGCAAGCAUAAAUUGGCUUUAAGCCUGUAGAGUAGACCAGUGGUUUUCAACUGGUGUGCUGCGGCACACUGGUGUGCCUUGAGGAAGUCUCAGAAAAUGUAUAAUUUGCAGUAUGGAUCAGAAAAGUUUUUAUCCCAUCAAAUUGUGCCACGGUUAAAAAAAGGUUGAAAACCACUAGAGUAGACUGUAGUAAACAGUUCACUCACACAGGAGGCCCCACUGUUUAUGAGUCACAUUUGGGGCUAUGUCACAGAUCUCUUUGGCUAUGUGUUCUUGCUGCACAGACACUUUCAAGCACCAUGAUUUGUAGCUCAAAAAGGUGAAAAAUGUAUAUUAAAAUGAGGUUUAUUUCUUUAUUUCUCAGGCUGAAAUAGAAAAUGCCCACUCACUCAUUGGAAGUGUGGAGAGAAAGCUGCAUGAUGAAAAGGUAAGCUAAAAUUGCUAACAAGGUAAGAUUUACAGUUUUUCUGUCAUCAUGGCAAAUGUUUUCAUUUGACACAUUUUAAAUCAAGUUCUGUUUCCUCUAGGCUGGAGAUGCAGCAUGGAUGCUUUCUCUUGUAAGUGAGAUACUACAACCAGCUAAAUCUACAACCUGUACUAAAUCUGGCUUGUACAGAAACAAACUGUCUGAUAUCCAGUCAGAGUGAAUUGAAAAAUUAUAACAUAAUACAUUAUGGCAUUUAUUUUGAUAUCUUGCAAAGUUUUGAUAUCUCUGAUUGUUUCUGCAGUCUUCUGUUCAUGCUGGUACUGGUGCUAUACUUCCAGCUGUUUUCCGUCCUCAAGGUACUAUAGCAUUAAUCAAGUGAAAUGUCUGAUCGUAGCCUAGUUCUUUUCUCUGUGCUUUGUGUUACAUUGGCUUUUGACUAGUCUUAGAAAUCCCAGUCCUAGGGCAACAAACAUGGGUAACAUUGUGGGAGGCAGUCUGUCUAGAGCAGGGGUCUCCAACACUGUUCCUGGAGAGCUACCCUCCUGUAGGUUUUUGCUCCAACCCCAGUUGUAACUAACCUGGUUCAUCUUAUCAACCAGCUAAUGAUGUGCUAGAUUAGGGUUGGAGUGAAAACCUACAGGACGGUUCUUCUCCAGGAACAGGGUUGGAGAGCCCUGGUCUAGAGAGACAAGCUUUUGACAGAAAAUAACAAGCACCACAAAAUCAUGAUAACUUUUAACGGCGUCUUUCAUUUUUAUAGCAUUUUUACCAAUAUCAGCCCCUUUGGUAAGUGUUUACAAUUUUAUUUCAUGGUGUAUCACUUUUUACUGUAAAUGUUUUAUACAUUUUUUUAAAUAAUCACUCUAAAACUCAGAUAGCAAUUGCAACUGGUGUAUUUCAAUUUCAUGGUUAUUUCAAAUUAAUUGAUAGAAUCUUGUAUUCACCACACUGUAAUGGUUGAUUAACAUACUUUUCAUUUUCCUUCAGGUUGUUGCCAGCUUUUUGCCACACAGUGGAGUCAAACCGGCUCUAUUCUGGCAGGUAAGGGACUUGCAGAUGAUCACAUCAACUGAUAUAAUCAUAACCAAGUACCAGUGGAGGCUCCUCAGAGGAGGAAGGGGAGGACCAUCCUCCUCACUGAAUUUCAUAAAAAUAUAUUCACGUCACCAAAUAAUGUAUUAAAACACACUGUUUUGCAAUGAAGGUCUACAGUAGCCUCUACAGCACUCUGUAGGGUAGCACCAUGGUGUAUCCGGAGGACAGCUGGUUUCCGUCCUCCUCUGUGUACAUUGACUUCAAUACAAAACCUAGGAGGCUUAUGGUUCUUACCCCCUUCCAUAGACUUACGCAGUAAUUAUGACAACUUCCGGAGGACGUCCUCCAACCUAUCAGAGCUCUUGCAGCAUGAACUGACAUUUUGUCCACACAAUCAAAGGAUCAGAGAAUGAAUCUAGUACUGAAAGCAUAAGCUACAGCUAGCUAGCACUGCAGUGCAUAAAAUGUGAUGAGUAGUUGACUCAAAAAGAGAGAAAGACAAUAGUUGAACAGUUUUGUGUUUCUUUAAAAAUGGAGAACCAAGAGAGAGAGAGCUAGCUCACAGAGAGUGACGCUAUGUUAGCUAGCUGGCUAUGGCUAUCCAACACUGGAACUCUUCCAAGUCAUGGUAAGCUUUUGGUUUUAUGAAUUAUUGCCACCGGGGCCUGCCGGUGUAACUGCUAAACUGCUUGGUGACUGUACACUGUACUGCAUGAUUGUAGCGGGUUUACUAACACGUUAGUUCUAGUAGCUAUAUUGACUAGCUAUGACGUUAGCUAAUAUGGUGACAACGAUGUAGGCUGUGUGUAGCGGUUAUGAUAUGAAGGUUUGGCUUGGAAAGGUUUUUUCGUCUGGUCAGCUGAUGUGUUGUGCACUGAAGUCCACAAGCAAAGGGAAAAGGUGAGAGGAGGAGAGCGCGUAGAUGCGAGAAGGAAUUCUACAACGAGCAAAAUUAUCUUGCUGUUUAUAUGUGGCUGCUAUGAAAGUGAACUGUGUUUGCGUUAGAUCAGGGGUGUAUUCAUUCUGCCGAUUCUUUUGAAAAACGUUUCUUAAAUGGAAGCAAAUGGAACAAAACGGGGAUAAACAUACCUGAAUCUGUCCAAUAGAAACUCUUGUUUGGAACUGUUGGACUAAUGAUUACACCCUUGAUCAGCUAGAUGCAGGCUAGAGUAUGCAAGGCAGUUUUGAAUGUGUCACUGUCUGUCACCUUGAUUACUAAAAUGUUUCUCUCCACCUGUGCACCUACGUUGUGAACUUUCAUUCAUAGGCUAGGUUGUUGCAAACUCAUGAUACAGUGAGGGAAAAAAGUAUUUGAUCCCCUGCUGAUUUUGUACGUUUGCCCCCUGACAAAGAAAUGAUCAGUCUAUAAUUUUAAUGGUAGGGUUAUUUGAACAGUGAGAGACAGAAUAACAACAAAAAAAUCCAGAAAAACGCAUGUCAAAAAUGUUAUAAAUUGAUUUGCAUUUUAAUGAGGGAAAUAAGUAUUUGACCCCCUCUCAAUCAGAAAGAUUUCUGGCUCACAGGUGUCUUUUAUACAGGUAACGAGCUGAGAUUAGGAGCACACUCUUAAAGGGAGUGCUCCUAAUCUCAGUUUGUUACCUGUAUAAAAUACACCUGUCCACAGAAGCAAUCAAUCAAUCAGAUUCCAAACUCUCCACCAUGGCCAAGACCAAAGAGCUCUCCAAGGAUGUCAGGGACAAGAUUGUAGACCUACACAAGGCUGGAAUGGGCUACAAGACCAUCGCCAAGCAGCUUGGUGAGAAGGUGACAACAGUUGGUGCGAUUAUUUGCAAAUGGAAGAAACACAAAAUAACUGUCAUUCUCCCUCGGCCUGGGGCUCCAUGCAAGAUCUCACCUCGUGGAGUUGCAAUGAUCAUGAGAACGGUGAGGAAUCAGCCCAGAAUUACACGGGAGGAUCUUGUCAAUGAUCUCAAGGCAGCUGGGACCAUAGUCGCCAAGAAAACAAUUGGUAACACACUACGCCGUGAAGGACUGAAAUCCUGCAGCGCCCGUAAGGUCCCCCUGCUCAAGAAAGCACAUAUACAUGCCCGUCUGAAGUUUGCCAAUGAACAUCUGAAUGAUUCAGAGGAGAACUGGGUGAAAGUGUUGUGGUCAGAUGAGACCAAAAUUGAGCUCUUUGGCAUCAACUCAACUCACCGUGUUUGGAGGAGGAGGAAUGCUGCCUAUGACCCCAAGAACACCAUCCGUCAAACAUGGAGGUGGAAACAUUAUGCUUUGGGGGUAUUUUUCUGCUAAGGGGACAGGACAACUUUACCGCAUCAAAGGGACGAUGGACAGGGCCAUGUACUGUCAAAUCUUGGGUGAGAACCUCCUUCCCUCAGCCAGGGCAUUGAAAAUGGGUUGAUGGGUAUUCCAUUUUUUUUUUGUUAUUCUGUCUCUCACUGUUCAAAUAAACCUACCAUUAAAAUUAUAGACUGAUCAUUUCUUUAUCAGUGGGCAAACGUACAAAAUCAGCAGGGGAUCAAAUACUUUUUUCCCUCACUGUAGGUAUAGGGGAAAAUGUGAGUAUCCUGUAGUAGCCUAAACCUAUCAAUGUUACAUUGAGUUGCGUAAAUUGAAUAUAAAUGACAGUCAUCCAAUAUGCUGUAAUAGAAAUAAGGCCAUGCUCCUAAAAAAAAAACAAAAAAAAAUGGCCUCACUCAUCUUAAACGUCACCGACCGCCACUGCCUGGUACUCAAUACUGUUCACUAAUGAGAUAAAUAUUUCUGUAGUUUUUGCUUCAGAGUUACAGCGCUGGAUUCAAUCAUGCAAACAGAAACACAUCUUCUGACAAGGUAAAUGGAUAAGAAAUUAACUUAUUUUCACCCAAUUAUAUCUUCCCCCUUGCUGUGCCCUGUAUUUUACUGGUGUUUUGUAUGACGUCAGGGGAUUAAUGUAUUUUCUCCAUCAGGGGAUUAAGACAUCUUUGAAGCAUGGUCUGUUGAUUGUCGGAUCAGUUGCAUAUGCAACAUGUGCAGGGGUGAGUAAUCACUACUGGGGAAAAAAUGUAAUGUAUUUGGUUAAUGAAUUACUUGUCAAACAGAAGAGUAGAUGAUGGCUGUCAGAGGCUGUUUGAUCAUCAAGAUGACACUAGGUUUGACUUUACCUGUUUCAGGCAAUUCCUCAAAUAGUCAUACAGCGACUUAGCAUGAGCAGCCCAGCUGUCCAGAUGUUUUUUAGGUCCAUAUUACCAAUUCCCCUCUCAGGUAAGUGCUAAGGAUUUGAAAAACUAUUUGCACUGAAAGUAAGUCUGAUCUGGGACAUCAGGAUACCGUUACAAAGAAUGAUCAAAAUACAAAUUUUAGAUUAACAUUGUUACCAUUUCUGUCCAGAAUCAGUGCCCGAGUCUCUGACUCUGAUUGUGUCUUAUGAACAAAGUACUUGUUGAUAGAUUUAUUGAUCAAAGUGUGUUUGUUUCUGAAGCCAUUAUCCACAUUUUUGGAUAGGGUGGUGUUCCUUCUCUCAGAUCUGUGCUUUAUCCCAUAGCCUCCCUGGCCUAUUUCAAUGUGGUCAUUGUCAGAAGUGAGGAGUCCGAGAAUGGAAUCCAGGUGUUUGAUUCCAAUGGGAAUUCUGUUGGAAUCUCUCGGGCAGCUGGAGCAAAGGUGAGAGGAAAAAGUUACUGAAGUCAAAUAAAAAGGCAUCAGCAGGCUCUUAAUAUACCUUUGUUAAUGAUUGCUGACAUGUUUCCUGGUUAGGCUGUGAAGGAGACUGCUCUCUCCAGAGCUGCUCUGUUAGGCACUACAGCUGCUGUUCCUAAUCUUCUUAUUUUCCUCUUGCAAAAGUAAGUCACUCGUCUUGUGCUGGGGCUGUAUUUCCCACUAUGACCUAUUCAAGUCUUUGAGUACAUUGUUACGAUAUCAUAAGGUUAGCUAAUCUGUUUAUAAAUAGUUGGUCAAACAGCUUUGUUAAUAUUGCCUAUGAUAUGACUAAUACAAUAUGUGCUUUAAUCAAGCAACAUCUAGCUUGAAAUCAGAAAAAUAAUGAUUUCUUUACCUAAAGCUAUGAACAAAUUGACCCUAUUUUCUGUCAUUUCAGGGCAAGGUUUCUGCAAAGGAGCCCCCUGCUGGUGGCUCCUAUACGUCACAUCAGCACUGCGAUCGUCCUGGGCCUGAUGAUCCCCGUGUCCUUCAGUCUCUAUCCACAGCUUGGAACAGUAGGACUUAGAUACAUUAAAUUAAUACUGCUUUUACUGUGCACUUCUUAAAACCCAAUCAGACUGCAACUCAACAUUUUAUUCUUCUGCUUUACAGAUCAAAAAGGAAAAGCUGGAAAAAGAAUUACAGACUGCAGCUGUAAGUGGUGAACUAUUCUACCACAGGGGGCUCUGAGGCACCAGCAAACAAAUUCUGCAGACUGCAAUGUGGGAGCAGGAACACUUCAUUGAGUGGGCAUCACAAGAAGCAACCUUUUCAAGGCCACGGGAUGCAGUUUAUGGAAUAUGCACUGUUGCUUCAUACACAAGGAUGAUGAAUUGAGUCAUUAUUAAUUACAAAUUGAUAAAGGACAGUCCAUGUUUCGAUUCAGUUGAAUUUAAUAGUUGCAACUUGUAAGUGGAUGUAAAUUAACAAUGCACUGCAAAUGAAUUGUAACCGUGAGUUUGUAUAGCAAACAAUGCCCUUCCUCGUACAGCUUUUUACAGUUCACAUUAGUGAUUUGGUUUGCAAGCUUGAUCUUACAAAAAAAUAUAAAUAAUAGAGAGUAACCAUUAUUUAUUUGUUAAACAUUUAUAAGUAAAAAUAAAAUAACUUAUGGAUUUUCUUGAUGGCACAGAUACUUACAUGCAUUUUUAGAACAAAUAGGAUAUUACAGAAAUUUAAGAAAAUAGAUAGUUGAAUCUCCUAAAACUAGAUGAGGACAUACACUACCGGUCAAAAGUUUUAGAACACCUACUCAUUCAAGGGUUUUU
Messenger RNA from Coregonus sp. 'balchen', 9086 nucleotides. The record is from the annotation of a GenBank genome assembly. NCBI's taxonomy places the organism in Eukaryota, Metazoa, Chordata, Actinopteri, Salmoniformes, Salmonidae.